AUGCUGAAAUCGAGAGGCAACCGCCUCUGGAUAUGCAAUAGAUGUAUUCAGCACACGACAAAACCUCCGCAACGGAGAUGGCAAUCUAUCGCUUCCGCAGUCGCUCAAGCAGUCUCCCCAAGCAAUCCAGUCGACCAUGCCGCAAGCUCGAGCCACGAUGAUGCCGUCCUGCGCAAUUUGUUCCACGCUCCCGCCGGAAGAUCUUUUCCCAAAUUCAGCUUGAAGAAGAGCCAGGGUUUAUUCAAGAAUCGAUAUCUCACAAGCCCGAACGGCUUCCACCACUUCGCACAGAAAAACCUCGAGCGAGCCACAAAGAUUGUCCGAAAGGUUCUCAGUGCUUCUUCAAUAGAAGAGUACCAGGCGGUCGUUCGCGAUCUUGACCGGCUCAGCGAUUUAUUAUGCCGUGUGCUCGAUCUCUCGGACUUCGUCCGCAUGACGCACCCGGAUGCUCGGUUUCAAGAAGCCGCUGCCGAUGCCUGGGGUAUGGUUUACCAAUAUAUGAAUCAACUCAAUACCAUGACUGGGUUGAGUGAUCAAUUGAGCCAGGCUUUAUCGAUGCCCGAAGUUACAAAAGUGUGGUCGGAAGAAGAGAGGACAGUUGCUGAACAGCUCAAGUUGGACUUUACGAAAUCGGCAGUCAAUCUACCAAAGGCCUCACGGGACAGAUUCGUGGAUUUGUCUUCACGCAUUAGUGAAAUAGGGUCGGCUUUUGCACAGGGGAUGCAACCGGCGAAAAAGUCAUUGACUUUACCGGCUUACAAGUUUUACGGCCUUUACCCUGGAAUUGCAGCGACUCUCAAAGUUCGACAAAAUAUCGUGCUCCCCACUCUCAGCUCAGACGCGAUAGGAGCGCUCCAGAGCGUACACGAUGAGGAUACUCGUAGAGAGAUAUACCUGGCCCAACGAACGGCGUCCAAAGACACCAUCAUGUAUCUCGAAGCUAUGCUUAAGCUUAGGGGCGAGCUUGCGGAGCUUGCAGGUUUUGAAAGCUAUGGCCAUAUGGCUCUCAAGGACCGUAUGAUGGCCAAGACACCCUCAUCUGUGAUGGAAUUCUUGCUUGCUUUGAGAGAUAACAACACUCCCAUAAUCCAAGCCGAACUACAAGAGCUUAUUGCGAAGAAGCGAGACAGGCUCAACCUCCCAGACGUCCAGCUUCAAGCCUGGGAUAAGGACUUUUAUAUGGAAAAGACCCGAGUCGAUCUAAGAUCCCGACAACGGCGAGAAGACCAACUCAACGCAUUCUUUUCCGUAGGAACAGUGAUACAGGGCUUAUCACGGCUGUUUGAUCGACUGUACGGCAUCCGUCUCGUUCUGCGGGAAACUUUGUCAGGAGAGACUUGGCACCCUGAAGUUAAACGACUUGAUGUUGUUACCGAUAAAGGCGAAUUGAUCGCUGUUCUCUACUGCGAUCUGUUCCAUCGCCCACAAAAGUCAGGCAAUCCCGCUCACUUUACGGUGAGAUGCUCUCGAGAGAUCUUGCCCGAUGAGGUUGCGGAGAUUGCUGCUGACCAGGGCAACGGGCCAAGCUUCGAGUCACCAGAACUGGCAGCUAACGAUGGUAUGGAGGUUUCGACGAAAGACGGGGUGCUAAAGCAACUGCCUACUAUCGCCCUGGUGUGCGAUUUCCUUCCUAGCGAAAAUUCCAAGGAACCAUCCUUGCUCUCUUACCAAUCUGUCGAGACUCUGUUCCACGAAAUGGGACAUGCCAUUCAUUCCAUCCUUGCACGAACCAGCUUUCAAAAUGUCUCUGGUACUCGUUGCGCCACUGAUUUCGCCGAGUUGCCAUCAACGCUCAUGGAGCACUUCGCCGCUGACCCUACUGUUCUGUCCCUGUUUGCGCGCCAUUGGAAGACAGACCGAGCCUUGCCUUACGAGCUUGUUGCUGAGAGGAUCGGCUUGACGAAGCGUUUCGAGGGCAUGGAAACGGAAAACCAAAUCAUACUUGCAAUGGUUGACCAGGCAUACCACUCAUCAAGCAUUGAAAAUGCAGGCUUUGAUACGACCUCUAUCUUUCAUGAUAUCAAGGCUCGCUUUGCCCACGGUCCACGAGAUCCGCCAAGUACCUGCUGGCAGGGCUUCUUUGGCCACUUGCAUAGUUAUGGUAGUACCUACUAUAGCUAUCUCUUUGACCGUGUUCUCGCUGAGCGUGUCUGGCGCAUUGUCUUCAAAGCGGGCGAGAAUGGCGGUGCCAUUAACCGUGAGAACGGAGAGCGGCUGAAAGAGAAUCUCCUAAAAUGGGGAGGUGGCCGAGAUCCUUGGACUUGUUUGUCUGAUACCCUUCAAGAUGAGAGACUCGCACCUGGUGACGAGAAGUCUAUGGCAUUAGUGGGAAGUUGGGGAAUCAAGGAUGACCACCACCCGUGA
Fusarium pseudograminearum CS3096 is the source of this 2364-nucleotide messenger RNA. RefSeq lists its product as uncharacterized. NCBI's taxonomy places the organism in Eukaryota, Fungi, Ascomycota, Sordariomycetes, Hypocreales, Nectriaceae. The coding region runs from base 1 to 2364 and encodes 787 amino acids. Gene Ontology annotation, molecular function: metalloendopeptidase activity. Gene Ontology annotation, biological process: peptide metabolic process. The transcript has a single exon. The record is from RefSeq and is a predicted model, not a curated record. Gene Ontology annotation, cellular component: mitochondrion.